AUGGAAUGCAAAAGCAUAAAAAAGCAAUCGGUGGAAUUCAAGGCUCUGGCACACCAGAAAACAGAAGUGAAAGCGAAACCAUACAAAUGCAUAUAUUGUGGGAAAAUCUUCAUCAACACAUCUCGCCUGCUUCUUCACAUUAGGACCCACACAGGAGAAAAACCAUAUGAGUGCUUCGAAUGUGGGAAAAGCUUCAGGUACAAACACCACCUUGUUAUGCACAAGAGGUCCCACACUGGGGAGAAACCGUUCAGAUGUUCAGACUGUGGCCAUUAUUUCACCUACAGCUCGGACUUUAAAAUUCACAGAAGAAAACACACAGGAGAGAGACCGUACCUACGCUCAUACUGUGGAGAAAACUUCAUUAAAAGGUCAGUCCUCCUUCUGCACAUGAGAACGCACACAGGAGAGAAACCAUAUAAAUGCUCAGCUUGUGACAAAAGCUUCAGUCAGAAAAUUCAUCUUGUUAAACACCAGAGUAUCCACAAGGGGAAGAAACCUUAUAAACUCUUGGACUGUAAUAAAAGCUUUAGCCGCAAAGAAUCCCAUGAUGACUACCAGAACACCCAUACACGACAGAAACCAAAUGAAAGCCCUGAAUGUGAGGAAAUCUUCCAUAAUUUAGGAACUUCUUUAAUGCACGAGGGAACUCAUGUUGGCGAGGACAUAUAUGGCUCUUUGACCUGUGGCAAAGGUUUCUGUGAAAAGGAAACACAUACAGAAGACAGGCUGGACAAACAUCUGCACUGUGAGAAAAGUUUCUGUGGUAACAAUGCCCUAACUGAACAUGAGGAGACUCGUACAGAGGAGACGGUGAGCAGGUGCACCCAGUGUGGGAAAACAUUCAGCAGUGGCCCAAACCUUAUAAGACAUCAAAGUCUGCACACUGGAGAAAAGCCUUACGAUUGCUCACAGUGCGGGAAGAGAUUCUCUCAGACUUCUUCCCUUCUGAGGCAUGAGAUCAUCCACACAGGAGAAAAACCACAUAAGUGUUUCACCUGUACCAAGAGCUUCAAUCGGAAGGAAUCACUUACAGAACACAAGCGGAUUCAUUCGGGAGAGAAGCCCUAUGAAUGUUCUGAGUGUGACAAAAGAUUCUCUCGUUCCUACAGGCUUCGUAAACAUCUGGGCCUCCACUCAGGAAUGAAGCCGUAA
Molecule: messenger RNA, 1155 nt
Organism: Eublepharis macularius
Lineage: Eukaryota; Metazoa; Chordata; Lepidosauria; Squamata; Eublepharidae
Product: zinc finger protein 135-like
Exons: 1
Coding region: 1-1155 (384 amino acids)
Source: RefSeq, a predicted model, not a curated record